UAUAGAAGAUUGCAUAGCAUUUACAGUAAUAAAUGAUAGAUUCACGCAGUGUCAUCCAUUCCAUUCUAUCAAUUGCAUUUGAUUAGCAGUAUUAUGGGUAAAGAACGAUCAGCUGGUUUUUUGAUUUUUCGUCGUUCAAAUUCGCAAGUCGAGUAUUUGUUGUUGAAAGCAUCCGAAAUGGGUAUGCAUUGGGGACCACCAAAAGGACAUGUUGAGCCCGGUGAGGAUGACAUCACCACUGCUGCACGAGAAACACGAGAGGAGGCCGGUUACUCAAUAGAUGAUCUAUAUAUUCAUAAAGAGCCCUACAAAAUGCAUUACAAAGUUAGAGAAAAUGAUAAGACGGUCGUUUAUUUUCUCGCCGAACUCUUAGACGCAAAAAAGGAUCCACAACUGUCCCAUGAACAUACCGCAUUUCGUUGGGUGGCCAAAGAUGAUGCAAUACAAUUGACCAAUUUUGUACACUUUACCAAAAUGGUUAAUCAUUUCAACGAGAAAAUUGAUAAUUUAUAGCCAGAUUUUGUUUCCGAUAAACUUAUAAGGGUCAGAACCCUUUUUGACAAAAAAUCCGAUCAAUUUAUUCAAAAAAAUAUGUUUAAUAAAGUUUAUUGUUACAGAGAUCAAGUUAUUCUGAAUGCAUUUUACCAUUUGAUUGCAGUCUAUAUAGCCUAGUUUACAGUUUUUAAGAAGAAAAAAACAGAUUGUAAAAAUUGUUGGUUGUCACAGUUUUUGAAUUCUAUGAAAAAGUUUCAGUUGAUGCAACCAAUAAAAUAUUUUUGCAUGCAAAAAAUCGCGCAUGUCCGAUUUGAAAUUUUGUGCCGAUAAAACUAAUAUGAUAACACCAUAAUUUACGCCUACUUAAUUGAAACAAUCCAGUUUAUAUUCAAUCUUCAACCGAAAUAGAUGUUCAUUUCGUUUGAUGUUCGAUUUAAGUUUACAUUUUUGUUGCAUACAUUGUAAUUUGCAUUCAUUCUAGUUGUUUAAAUUGAAGUGAUUUGUCUCAUCCACAAAGAAUUUAUUGGUAGCGAAUUAAAAAGAAAAUGGAAAAUAAAUUCAGUGCGAUUCUUAUUUUUUUGGUAGGCUAUUCGAGUGCCGCCAGUGUACGCCUACUGAGCAAUUCAUUGACAACAGAUGAAUUCCAAAAUACUGUAACGACUUAUGGUUCCUUUGAAGACCGGGCUACCGAUACAACCACAAGCACUUCCACAACACCGGAGCCAGUGAUAAACAGACAUGAACGAACUCUGAUAUUGCUUAAACCAGACACUGUGCAGCGUAAAUUAGUUGGUAAAAUAAUUGAACGUUUUGAAAGCAAAGGCUUCAAUUUGGUCGGUAUGAAAUUGAUUUCGGCAACUGAAAAGAUGAUCGAGGAGCAUUAUAGCCAAUACAAAAGCGGUGCAAUCCAUGAUAAAUUGAUCAAAUACAUAACUUCGGGUCCCGUUAUUGCAAUGGUUUGGGAAGGUGCGAAUGCCGUUCAAAUAACCCGCAAGAUGAUAGGAUAUUUUCGGCCAGAAUUCGCAGAGCCAGGCACUAUUCGUGGGGAUUUUAGUUUGGAUACAACAUUCAAUAUUAUUCAUGGUUCAUGUUCGAUCGAGACAGCAAAUAAAGAGAUCAACAUUUGGUUUCAGGAGCAUGAGCUCAUUGACGACCACGACUAUUGACUGAAUAUCCAUAGAUUUGCUUCUGGAACAAAUUUUACUUAAUCAAUAGUUCGAUGUUAUUCAAUAUGACAUAUCCAAAUAUGCAAUGCAAAAAUUAAUUAUUUUUAUUUAUUUCUAGAUCGAGAUUGAGAGUAGAGUAUAAAUAGUGCUGAUGCAGAGUCAAAAUGAUUGGGAUAAAAUUAUCAGUUUUGAUUGAAAAAAUGCCUAGGGGAAUUUAACUCUUACGAGUUCAGCAUGUUUUUUGCCAGUUUGCUUGAUUCGCGGGAGUUCGACGCGUUCCUUGUACGUACUGACGCGCACGGUCACAAGUUUACACAAGUUUGUUUAUGGUUUUGCGCGUUUUUCAAGUUGUUAUUUGACAAUUAAAACGCGUUUCAAGAUAAAAAUCGGUUGUUUACGUGUAUAAAGAUUUUUCACAUCCUUUCCAAAAGUUCAAAGAUUUAUAUAAUUAUAAAAUGGACAAAGGAAAUAUUUUUAAAGAGCUGGAGAAAGUGUUGAAGAAAAAGUUAAUCCAGAUAUAAUAAAUGGAACGACUGAUGUGUGCGCGUCGUCCAGCUACAAGUUUGCACACGAACUCGCGCGCGUUCGCGCAUGUUGUUUUAAUACGGAACUUGUCAACUGAGUGGAAUCAUGCAAGUUCUCUGGUGAAUGUAACAAUUUCGUGCGCGUUUAUAUCAUUUUUUUACAAGUUUUCACGUAGUUAAAUCCCCCUAGAAAAAUGCAUGCAUCAAAAAUGACGCAAAACAUUGUUUUAUUUGGUGUGUGUGUGUGUUGCAUUGCUUCCAAGUGGAAAAAACAUUGCAAAAUUAUCACAAUCCUAUUCAUUGAUUGGCAGUUUGAGUUGCAAUAACUAGGAAAUACCAGAAAAUCGAACAAUUUUGAUUCGCUAUUCAAAAAAGGAAAGGAUUCUGUCUAUAAUCUGCCCUACAUGCUCUAGAAUUGCCUUAUGAAAAAUCAAUAAUUUCAUUUUUGUAUAAUGCCGCUGCAUUGACUCCUUGACACCAAGUUAUCAAAUUAAAACAACAACAAAAAUUUGUCGGGUGUACUUUUGUCCUUCAGAAAAACCCAGAAUCGUUUUAUAUUCAAAUUGAAAUACCGUAUAAGAUGUACAACGUACGUAUGAAUGUGUGAGCACAAUGGAGCUAAGCAGAUUAGAAUUAUUUUGAAUUAUAUCAAGUGGGAAUGAGAAAAAAUUGAGCCACAUUAAAAAGAUUUCAUCUGAAAUAAAUUUAUUCAUAAGAGAAUCGUUUAAAUUUCCAAAGCAAAAUCGAAAUUCUUACAACAGACUUGAAGCUACAUAAUCAAAAUGAAUCUCAAAAAUCGGCUGACUAUCUCGUGACGGUUGAAAUUUCCAUCACAUUUUGGACUAGUUUAUUUCGUUGAUUGGCCGAAGCGAUUGUGCCUACUUGUUGGUCCAAGUACUUCUUUUGGUAUUCCACAAUGAAUUUGUUGCAUUGCAUUAUGGUAGCGCCGUUGUAAAGAAUGCGAUAUUUUACAAUAUGCUCGCCGAGCUGCAGAGGAUAAAUCGAAAUUGUGGUUAAUUCGAAAAGUCAACUAUGAUGCCAUUCAUGGAUUCAUUUUUGAAAAGAAAAAUGUAGAAAAAAUGUCUUAGAAACGAAGGUGAUCACGAAAAAGGUACUUACAACUGAUGUCAAUGGUAAAAUGCUGGUUACGAAUCGAUGGAUGCGAUGUUUCACACGAACGAUUGCGAUCCUAGUCCGAUCAUUGCAGUAUUUACACUUUAAUCCAAAUCGAAUUGAAGCUGCGCCCAAAUCUCCGUAGUAUUUCAGCACCGAUUUGGUGAUGGAUGAAUAAAGAGCGCUGUCGGAAAACGAAAUGCUGCCGGCAAUUGCUGUUUGUGGUUCCACUUUGACCACCACGUAUCUAGGAAUGGAAUAUCAAAUUAUGAGGAAAAAAACGUUUAAAAACGUUCAAUUAAACUGAAAAUAAAAUGUUUUGAACAAAAAAAUUCGAUUCAAUACCUGUAUUUCACUCGAACCAUUGUGUUUAUUGUUUGAACUUCAUUCGAUCAGCACGCACGUUGUUCGUUUGUUUUGGAUACGAUUCAACUGUCAGUAUGACAUUUCACAUCGCUAUUGUGAAUGAACCAUACAAAUCGUGUGGGGAAUAUGGUGAAUAGAGAGUCCUUGUGAAUGGAUUAUGUUAUUUUUAAAUCAUUUGACUUUUCACUAGAAAUUGUUUAAUUCAAUUCCAUUAUUGUUCCAAUUAAUCGCUUCAAUUAAAGCAGAUAAUGUUAGAUAUGAUACUUCAAAUGGUGAAUGUCACAAGAUUGAGCCAUCUCAUGUAAAUACUUCACAUGGUGUUUGCUGAUAGCAGAAGAUUUUUUAUUGAUGCAAUAAACAUUUGAGGAAUUUCAUCAGAUAUCCGUUACGUCGACUACGUUGAUGAUGAUGAUUACCUAUAAAUAAUGGACAUGAAAAAAAUCGACAAAUGAAGUAUUUCGAAGCGUAUUUAUUUUUGAUUUUAUAUUUAUUAUGAAUUUUCAUUAGAAUGAGACUCUUUUGUCGAUUUUAAAAUGAUUAAGCAACAAACAUUGCAUAUCGAUUUCGUAUUGUUGAUGUGACGGAGAUGAUUCCAUCUCCGUGUUCAUUAUUACGAGAUUUUUUGUCGGAUAUUUUCGUCCGUACCGUUUAGAUCAUUACCGUUUUGUGUUCACAUACAUACUUAUUGCAUCUUUCCACGUCUUAGGAGAAAUUGUAGACGAUUUCAAGUUUUUUGGAUCGUCAAUAGAGGCUAGAGGAUUUGCAAGAUAAAUUCAAGUUUGCAUUCGGUGAAAAUCGGCUUAUUGAAAGUCCAUUCGAAGAUCCUUUAAUUUUCGAUGGCAUCAAACUAUUGUAAUGUCUUUACAACCGUCUGGAUUGUCCCAAUUACUUUUUCGUGUUUACCUGAUUUAAUGAUUUUUUUCUACCUUCAUGUCGAGUCAUUAUCAAACAGGAGCAGACUUUAGAUCGUGUGCCCGGAGAAUGAAAUCAGUUACAUUUUGGUGCUCAACAGAAAAACAGCAUCAAACGGAGAACUUUAUUCAAAACCAUUAAAAACGUAAAAAAUACGAGAAAAAAAAAUCGAAAGUAUCGAAAUCCGCUUAUGAAAAAAUGAUACUAACAGAUUUGAAUAUCGAUUGCCUGGAAGGAAUCCUGGAGCAUUUGGAAUUGGUUGAUCUUGUCAAUGUAGCUGAUUCGAAUGAACGACUACGUCAUGCUUCGAAAUUUGUUUUUGUUCGAGUGGCCAUCGAUUUAUGUGCAAUAAACAUGAUUGUUCGAGAGGGUGCAUAAUAAGACACCGAUUGACUGCACCCUAAUAGUGCCAAUAGACGUUUCGGACUUCCCAGACAGAACUCAAAAAUAUAACAAAUAACAAAAUAAACAUAUAUCCACUUACUAUUUGGUUGAUAUACAAAAUAAUUUCAUUAUUUUUACUCUGAUUGUACUAAUUUUGUCUUGUUUCAUCACUGUUGGCGUACUGAAAACGAUAAAAUUAACUAAAAUUAUUAUUUAAAAUUCAUGAAAGUUCAAUGAAGUUCGAAAUCAGGACUGUGAAAACAUGUAGAAUAUCGAGUCAAACGAAUGUCAGAGAAGAGAGAAAAUAAAAUUAAUAAAUUGAAAUGAAAA
Molecule: messenger RNA, 5290 nt
Organism: Sitodiplosis mosellana (orange wheat blossom midge)
Lineage: Eukaryota; Metazoa; Arthropoda; Insecta; Diptera; Cecidomyiidae
Product: nucleoside diphosphate kinase-like
Exons: 6
Coding region: 1041-1661 (206 amino acids)
Biological process (GO): CTP biosynthetic process; UTP biosynthetic process; GTP biosynthetic process
Molecular function (GO): nucleoside diphosphate kinase activity
Source: RefSeq, a predicted model, not a curated record